AUGAGUGCCAGUCCGGCUGAGCGAAAAAGUAUAUUAAAAUCAAGGGACAUCGAUCUCUCAGAUAAUGCAACCGGCGUCGCAUCUUCUUCGGUAUCAACCAGUCCACCGAGAUUGACCCAUCAACGACACGGAUAUCGCAGAAUGGACUCCCAAGGUUCUGUUCAAUUUUCUCCAGAUCUCGAAAAUGUUCAAGAAAAUACUCACUACUCUACAAUUCCCUUAAUAGUCGAGGGCGAAUCGUCUGAAUCUGCGAACAUGUCUCAAGGAUUGGGAAUAUCUCGAAUGCCUACCUCUGCGAGUCGCAAAUCGCCAAGUCCGCCCAGUCCCUCGAGCGGAUUUUGUAGCCCACCAAUUGGCUCUGCAUCUUUGAUGACCUCUCCUGCAACUUCGACAAAUCGUUUACUGGCAUCUCCAACCUGGACGGAAAAUAAUACAUAUGGUGGAGGAGGAGAAUUUUUGGACGUAGAUCAAGGGCAAAGACGCAACAAUGAAUCUCUGGAUGAACAAGAUAUUUCUAGGGGAAAGAUUUCAGCUUUCACGGAGAGUCUGGACCAGGCUUUUGACACCCCGAAUAUGUCAAGACUGAGCAGUAUCCAUGAAGACCAUGUGCACGACGAGAAACACAUUGGGUGUGGGUGCGCAGCGAAUAAUGAUAUUCAUUCGCAUGUCAGAAGUUGGACCUCAGUAUCCGUUUUAUGCCUCUGCAUAUAUUCAACCAUAUUUUCCGGUAUCUGGUUUUUCAUAGCCAUUCUUCGGCCGCGAUAUGGUGAACAUAUCAAAACUAAUGGUUCGUUGACGCCGUCAACUGCUUCGAUUUUGUUUGCUGGUUUUGCGAAAAGUAUUGAGUUGUCUUUCGUCACUAUAUUUGUUAAUUUCCUUGGGCAAGUCUUAAGUCGGAGGUCUCUUGUUAGAAAUUCUGAUGGUGUCACUGUUGCGGAGUUGACAAUGCGAACUUGGGUCAUCCAACCAGGAUUCAUGAUCACAAACCCUAAAAUUUUGCGAAGAGCCGCAUGGUCAAUCUUGGGGGCAAUUACGUUGACGGCAGCUUUUGUAGCUAUGUUCUAUACCACGGCAUCAGACGCCAUCGUUAGUCCUAGUCUCCAAUUUGGCAAGUGGGAACAUGCAGUAAUGAAAGGAUUGGUUGAAACAAGCUAUGGAAAUCCUUUCUAUGUUGCACAAAAUUGCGAAACUCCAAUUACAACAGCAAUGGAUUCGGAAUACUCCGCUUCCACUUGUGUGGAUAUUGAUCACGCUGGAGAAGCCUAUCAUAAUUUCCUUGAGUAUAUUCGUACUUGGGCCGACAUUGCUGCUGCUGGAGGAAAGGGUAACUCAUCUAAGCUAGCAGACCGUCCAAUUGUGACAGCCAACCUUUAUGACAAUACUACUGUUAGGGCAUCAUGGAUUCGUACCGAUACUAGCGAUAUGGCUGCCAGUUAUGAAAAGUACAAUCGUGUUGUUAACAACGUUACCCUUGCUAUGCCGCACGCUGGUGUCAUUUCCGCUGCGACUGAUUCAAUCAAUGGAAUCUUACAACCUUCUGAUCUUGAGGGUGUAGGAGAAUACAAAGUCAAAGCAUCGGUAGUGAGCCCCACUAUCAAUGUUUUAUGUGUCAACAUGAAUAAAACAGAACUCUCGCCAAUCAUUUAUGUUGACUGGCCUAAUGCAAUCACAACUAACUCUCCAAAUAUUCCGGGCCAGAAAAUGGCUUGGAGUGGUUACACAUCGGAAAUCAAUCUACUACCAGGCCAGGAGUAUCUCAAUAGCACUGCCGUGGAUGAUAUAUUUGGCUGGGGCGUAGAUAAAAAACAGCCUCCAGUAUUCCCAAUGUUACCCAUCGACUACAACACUAUGACCAAUAUAUCGGUAUACAUGAGCGACUAUAUAUACAUUCUUGCUAAAUCAAAUGCCACAGCCGACUAUACUGUAUGCGAAAUGAGCUCCUUUCUUGCAACCGACUGUAGCACGACGUAUUCAGCUUCUGGAGUAGGUGGAGUUUUGGAAAACACUUGCGAAGAUCCCAACGAUGAGAUCGCUUAUGACAAGUCCUACAACCCACCACCACCUCCUCCAGCUCGACAACAAGAUUUUCGAAACAUCAUUUCGGAAUGGGCACUUACAUUGUCUCUCAACACUGGAAUUUCGAAUGAUAAUGCUUCUAUCUCUCGAUUGCUUACACAGUUCGUGACGACAGCUCCUAGCCUGAAUACUACGUUACCCAGUCUUGCAGAAGCCCUCGCUUCGCUAUCCGGCUGUACCUUAUUAAUCAGUGCUCAAGGCGCUACCUACAGACAUUAUAUGGGAUACAACGCUACAAACGAAAUCGUAAGUCCCGGGGUCUACGAACCAUUUAACGCAUCGAUCUCCAGUCAAUCCUACACCUCCGGCCCGGCUGUUCACUGGCAAAACAUGUUCUACGUCGUUCUUCUCCUCGUCUUCCUCACCAAUAUCUUCUGUCUCGGCUAUUUUAUCCGUCAACGCGGUCUCGUCACCGAUUUCACCGAAACUCAAAACUUAUUUGCUUUGGCGGUAAAUAGUCCUCCUUCUCAACGCUUAGGUGGAAGCUGUGGGGCUGGUCCACAAGGUGAUCAGUUGAAUGUUGAUUUCCAUGUUCAUCAUGAAGAAAAUUCAAGUCACUUCUAUCUGAAGGAGGGAAAUAGUAGUAGUGUCUUUGCGCCUUCGAGUUUUGAGCUGAAAAGCAGAAUAGGCUCGGUCACGAAGUUGAAAUCGAGAACGGCGAGCAGUUACAGUAUGUUAAGUAAUAAACGGAGGAGUAUUUUGUGA
Botrytis fragariae is the source of this 2781-nucleotide messenger RNA. RefSeq lists its product as uncharacterized. The record is from RefSeq and is a predicted model, not a curated record. The transcript has 5 exons. The coding region runs from base 1 to 2781 and encodes 926 amino acids. NCBI's taxonomy places the organism in Eukaryota, Fungi, Ascomycota, Leotiomycetes, Helotiales, Sclerotiniaceae.